Messenger RNA from Topomyia yanbarensis, 8016 nucleotides. Its product is annotated as ecdysone-inducible protein E75-like. The transcript has 6 exons. The record is from RefSeq and is a predicted model, not a curated record. Gene Ontology annotation, molecular function: zinc ion binding; RNA polymerase II cis-regulatory region sequence-specific DNA binding; nuclear receptor activity. Gene Ontology annotation, biological process: hormone-mediated signaling pathway; negative regulation of transcription by RNA polymerase II; cell differentiation. The coding region runs from base 2192 to 5779 and encodes 1195 amino acids. Lineage: Eukaryota; Metazoa; Arthropoda; Insecta; Diptera; Culicidae.
AGCGACAGUAAAGGGAAAUCUUUUGGGUGAAUUGGUCGGUACUUUGGUUAGUCCUGUCGAUUGCGGUUAGCCCUUUUUGUGAAAUCCUCUCAAAAAAAAGCUGAAUCCUUGGCCGGCGUGCGUUGUUUGGUUUGCGACCGUUUAGUGUGUAGUGCGUAAACGCAGAAUUGCUAGGAUACACGGUGAUCAUCGUUACCAGCAAAGGACUACUUUGUUUCCUCUUUGUGGUGUGCAACGAUUUCCUGGAUAUUCGGCAAGGUUGUCCGCUUGUGUUCCGUGCAGAAAGUGUGUGUCCUUGGACUUUUAUGAACUGUACGUUGGAGGAUUGGAAUCCAUCCACCCCACACAGGAACUCAGCAGUCGAUCUGGACAGUGUAGUGGAGGAAUAUUGAAAAAAAAAAUCGACUGGUCAGAUAUGCUAAUGAGACAAGUGCGACUACUAUACUUAUACACUAAUCCGCGCGUAUGCCGACGUCAAUUAGUGUAAACACAGCGCCUAUGGAUAAAGUGUUCUGAGGAACGGAGCGUGGAUGGGUUCGGGAAGUGCCUACUUUGAUCGUUUGCCAGUUUGCGCGAACAUAUGAAGCGCCCAGAGUAGAAAGAAUUUUGUGCCAUACAGCAGCGCCAAACAUCCAUAGGAGAGAGAGAGAGAGCAUCAGCAGGAGAGUGUAGAGUGGCAGUGGUGUAGCAAUAGCUUAACACACCAUCAGUUGGAAACCCGAAUCGCGAUUUUUUGGCUCGACCUCGGAACACUACAAACAGAAUAAAUCGCGAUUCCAACAACAAAUAAUAACAACACACACAUGUAUUCAGACGGCUGACUGACUGACUGACUGACUACACGAAGUAAUCGUUUUCUGUAUGCGGUGAUAUUUUCGCGAACAAGAACGGCUGACUGGUCAGUGUCGGUGGUGAUUUUUUUCCGGCCUGUUUCAGGAAUAAUAAUAAAUCGCGAUAUGAUGAAGGAAGCAAAAUUGAAGAGUACGACGUAAUAGCGGUGUGGUUGUGAUCCUGAAAAUAUCUGUAGCACGGUUCGUCAUCGGGAACACGAAAGAAGAAACAGAUUAAAAUUGGAAAAAAGGGGGAAAAAUUAAACUGACAUUGAACGUGAAACGAAGGCCCCAAGGACAGCAGUCAUACGUGAGAGAAAAGCGCAAGCAAUAGGGGAGCCAAUGGAAGCGGUGUUUGAAAUGAGUGCACAUAGGUAUGCAGGUAGGCCUUGAAUCAGGGUCUCGCAUAAAGGAUACAAGUCCAAGGACUAACGUCAUAGCAACGUGCGAGCUUAAUGUGAGAACCCUCUCUCUCUGUGUGUUUCUCUUAAGGCGCUCAUGGCAUGCUACAUGUGCCAGUAACCUACAGUGAACUGUGUAAGCUCGUCCUGUGCCAUAAUAGAGCCAAAUGUUGGACAAGUCCUGAUGCCUCAGUUUAUAGCUCUGGUGCUUCUAUAUGCGGUCAUUGGAGCUGAACUGGUAUCGGUGAGUGUUAGUCGUUUUCACACACCAACGACAUCCGAUGAGUUGAUUUCAUUUUGUGAGUGACUCUCUCUCUCACUGUCCCCUAGUGUCAGUGACAUAUAUACUCACGCAGUGGGUUUCGUUCUGUAUGUAAGCGCUCCCUCUCGACCAAGUCCAACUCAGUAGGAUAGGUGGCUGACGACUGUGUUUAUGUGCUAGUUUUAUUUUGGUGUUUAAAUGCGUGUGAUUUACAAGUCAACAGCACUCAGCCAUCGGUGUGUAUGUGUCGGUAAUACAUAUGAAGCGACGGCAGAUCUUAUUUUGAGUUUCCGAAAAUAUUGACCUUGAACUCGCGCGCUCGGUUCGCACAUCGCAGCAAGCGACGAGCUGGGGAAGGGGAGCUCACGGUAGGAAGAAAAAACAAGAGCGCGGCACACAAAGCUGUGUGGUGAAAAUAUUCGAUUUAUCCGUGCCUGCUGAGAUGUGUGAUGGUGAAACGGGCGAAGAAAAACUCGCAAUACUGCGGCGAGAGUGUGUUUGAAUGUUGAAUUAUAUUCGCCGAACCGAAACGGAGGCCAAGUUCAGCUCCUUUUCACCGAAUGGCUCUAGUUUAUCAAUAAUAAUAUUCUUUCGGCUUCGUGUGGAAGUGAGAGGAGAAAAGGAAAAUGUAGAAUAGUGUGUCGCUCGGUCAGAGCCAGUGUCGGUGUUGUAAUAGUCGGGGAAAUAAUCCAGAAAAAAUGCAGUGCUUGAACAAACUUAUUAAGGAAGAGAAGGAUUCGCUGGAAAUACGGACUUUUGUGAUUGGUGACAACCAGCGUAUUAUGUAUUCACCACGUAGUGCGGAUACGAAGAAAACUGUCAAACUUGCCAUCACCGUGCCGCAGUCGGUGUCUGCGACAUCCAGUUCCGCACCGGUGACCGGUCACCAUCAGCCGCAGGAUCGGGCACGGAUUCAAAUCAUUGCCAAACCUUCGAACAAACCGUGUGAAAAUGUAGCCCCUAUUCAGGCACAGGAAGUUCACGUUAUUCGGGAUGGACGCUUCUAUGACCUUCAUCAUAACCAUGCGUCUCCAUCCCACAUACAUCAGCACCAGCAGCAGGAGACGUCCCAUCGUCCGCUACAGUCCGGUUCUCCUAAUCCAAGCAACCAAAUCGUUUCUGCUGCUAUUGGUGACAGUAGCUCGAAUCGCCAUUCACUCCACCCACAUCAUCCGGCUGGGGCAUCUUCCAGUACUAUCAUAAUCGAUGGACCUCACCAUUCGGUGGUGUCCUCAAGCAGUAAACAGCAUCUACCCCCACCGUCUCAGGCCACACUGAUGGUUAUUCAGCAAAGGCAACAGCAGCAACAUCAUCAACAACAACAACAACAACAGCAUCACCACGUGACCUCAAUGCAGCCACCGCCUCCACCACCCCCAACUGGUUUGGUGGGUAGUGUUGGUAGUGGCGCCGGAAGUGGGGGAAGCGCGAUGAUGCCUAAAAUGAUGAAAAGUGGUCACGAGGAGCCUUCCAGUUCGAUGCCUGAUUUAGAGUUUGACGGAACCACCGUCCUGUGUCGAGUGUGUGGUGACAAAGCUUCCGGUUUCCAUUACGGUGUGCAUUCCUGUGAAGGUUGCAAGGGCUUCUUCAGGCGCUCGAUUCAGCAGAAAAUUCAGUAUCGCCCUUGUACUAAAAACCAGCAGUGUAGCAUACUACGAAUAAACCGUAAUCGCUGUCAGUAUUGUAGGCUGAAAAAAUGCAUAGCUGUCGGAAUGAGUCGCGAUGCGGUCAGAUUCGGCCGGGUGCCGAAGCGCGAGAAAGCCCGCAUCCUGGCGGCCAUGCAGCAGAGCACCCAGAACCGAGGGAACCAACGGGCUCUGGCGACCGAGCUGGACGACCAGCCGCGCCUGCUGGCCGCCGUACUGCGAGCACACAUGGAUACGUGCGAGUUCACCCGCGAGAAGGUUACUGCGAUGCGGCAGCGGGCCCGCGACUGUCCCUCCUACUCAUUGCCUACUUUGGCAUGUCCGCUGAACCCGGCCCCGGAGCUGCAAUCGGAGCAGGAGUUUAGCCAGCGCUUUGCCCACGUCAUCCGCGGUGUGAUCGACUUUGCCGGUAUGAUUCCCGGCUUCCAGCUGCUGACGCAGGACGACAAGUUUACCCUGCUGAAGGCGGGCCUGUUUGAUGCGCUGUUCGUGCGGCUGAUCUGCAUGUUCGACUCGCAAAUUAACUCGAUCAUCUGUCUGAAUGGGCAGGUGAUGCGCCGGGAUACUAUCCAGAACGGAGCCAACGCACGGUUCCUGGUCGAUUCGACGUUCAACUUUGCGGAACGGAUGAACUCGAUGAACCUGACCGAUGCGGAGAUUGGUCUGUUCUGUGCCAUUGUGCUGAUUACCCCGGAUCGGCCCGGAUUGCGAAAUGUGGAACUGAUCGAGCGGAUGUACUCGAAGCUGAAGGCUUGUCUGCAGUCGAUCGUUUCGCAGAACCGGCCAGAUAAGCCGGAAUUUAUGCAGGAACUGUUGAGAACGAUGCCUGAUUUGAGAACGUUGAGUACCUUGCACACGGAGAAACUGGUCGUGUUCCGGACGGAACACAAGGAAAUGUUGCGGCAGCAGAUGUGGAGUGCGGAGGAAGAGCUAGCCAAGAGUCCCAACUCAAACGGUACGUGGAGUUGCGACGGCAAUAUUGUGGAGGAUGUGGCUAAAAGUCCGAUGGGUUCGGUUUCCAGUACGGAGUCGGCUGAAACGACUUUGGACUACUCGCAUGCGGCUUCGUCGUUGAGUGCUUCGGCUCCGCUGUUGGCUGCUAGCUUGUCGGGUCAAUGUCCGAUUCGUCAUCGGGCAAGUUCCGGAUCGUCGGCAGAAGAUGAUAUUAUUGGUGGGGCGGCGCAUUUGGCGCAGAAUGGCCUAACAAUUACUCCGGUAAUUCGUUCGGUUGGAACACAUCACGUACGGUACAGGAAAUUGGACUCUCCCACCGAUUCCGGAAUUGAGUCCGGAAAUGAAAAACAUGAUCAUAAACCGGUCAGCAGUGGAUCGUCAUCCUGUUCAAGCCCACGGUCUUCCCUGGAGGAUCAAUCGGAUGAUAAGCGGCACAUUGUGGAGAACAUGCCCGUUUUGAAGCGUGUCCUCCAGGCACCGCCACUGUACGAUACCAACAGUUUGAUGGACGAGGCAUACAAGCCUCACAAAAAGUUCCGUGCGAUGCGGCAGCGGGAGAGUGAAGCAGAACCUGCUCCCUGCUCAUCUUCCUCGUCGUCUACAAUCACAAUUUCAUCACACUCGCCUAAACCGUCAUCGUCCUCUGGAUCCUGCUCCAGCGCCGCAACGAAUUCUGUGGUUUUAGCGCACAGUAGCAGCUCACACGGAGGCCUUCAAUCUCCUCCUCAGCAGCCACAAUCCCAGCUUCACAUGCAUUUAACGCGUCCACUGAAUCAGUCACCACACCAAAGCCUCCACAACAAUCAUCAUCACCACCAUCAUCAGCAUCAUCAUCAUCAACUUUCUGCCACUCCACCGGCAAGCCAUCAGUCGUCUUCCCUGUCCAGCACCCACUCGGUUCUGGCCAAAUCUUUGAUGGAACAACCGACGAUGACACCGGAACAGAUGAAACGUUCCGACAUCAUCCACAAUUACAUCAUGCGAGAAUCGCACCAACAAGCUCAGCACCAUCCAGCAGACCAUCAGGGACCACCCUAUCGAAGUGGUCUACAAGUGUGCAGUCCACGAUCCUCGUCGGUCUCACCGCUAACAUCUAGCAGCAGUAGCAGCAGCAGCAGUAAUGGCAGUGCAUCAUCUGCCUCAUCCGCCGCCAACGCUGGUUGUCCAUAUUCCUCUUCGUCUACGAGUAACAACGGCGGUAGCAGUAGCAGAUGGCAAGGUGGUCCAACGAGUGUAAUCACAACCACCCGCCAACAGACACCCUCCCCGUCGCUCAAUUCCACCGGAAGUGCAGACACUUCCUCCUCUUCCAGCAGCAGUAGCAUUCGCUACUUCCAGUCACCACAUUCGACAUCGAUCUCGCCACCGGUUGCUUCCAUGGCACCGGCCAGCACAACCACCGGUCCCAUCGGAUCUCCCCAGCUGUCGUCUUCGAUGGUAACGGUACCCUCCCAAUCACCCCGCCUACUGGAACUACAGGUCGACAUUGCCGGACACGGUUCCGGUGCCGUCGAUGCUCCACUAAACCUCUCGAAAAAAUCACCCUCCCCGGCACCGAUUCGCAGCAGCGGUCACGCCUCUUCUUCCUCAGCCACCUCGUCAAUGAAUGCCACAACUACUACUACCAAUGGUGCGAAUCCUGGCGGCCCUGUAACCACCAUCCACAAGGUGCUACUGGAAGCAUAAGCCUUUUCGAGAGACACAACUAAUUGCAGUAGAAUAAAACAAAAAAGAAAGAGGCAGAUCAGUUUACGGCAAGCUGUACAAAGUUUAAAACAGUAAGAGAAACUAUUCUAGUAUGAUGGUAUUUUAUUACAAAAAAAAAUGGAAGAGCAAAAAAGAUAAACGGAUGCAAUCUGUUGCUGCUAUUAUUACUACUACAAACUACUACUACUGAUAACUGUGUAAAUCGGACAAAACUAAACAAAAAAAAACAAGCAGAAUGUUGAUAUUUUAUAAAGCAUGCAUGCAAAAAUGAGGAUCUCUAUUUUCCCCCAUCUUCCAAAUACAGGAAAAAAUAACACAAAUACAAACGCAGAGGAAAGAGACAAAAAAUACACAUCAAAAGACGCAUGAAAAGAGAGAAAAAAAGAAGAUAGAGAUAGAAGAAAGGCUGGCUGGCUGGCCAGCAGAAAGCAAACAGAUCGCGUUAGUGUUCGCUGGUGAGCAUGAGAAGGAAGCACUAGAAGUUGAAGUAAAAAGCCAAACACAAGAAGACAACCAGACGGAACGAUUAACAAAAAAAAACGUUUUCUUUAGUAAAUAGGUCAUAAUAAGAGAUAAAUGAUUCAUAAUGAUUGAAAACUCACUCAAAGUUAAGCGGAAAUGAAUUUGUAAUGGAAGAAAGUAGGAGAAAGAAUAAAAAAAAACAACCAUCGCAAAUUGUAAAUACUGACGGAAUUAAGCCCCUCCGGUCCAAAGUUUGAAACAAACGAAGUAAAUCAAGCAGGAAGAAAUAUUCCAAAUUUUACCAAACACAUUUUUUCAGUGUGUGUGCCCGAGGAAGGAAAUAAACAAAAAACAAUUGAAAAUCACCAAUCAAAGUGAGAUGAAAACGUUUUAAAAGCAGAUGGAGAUGAUAUGAAUUAGCUGGUAGAAGAUAAAAUGAUAAACAAAAACCGUACUCUAACGUAAGGCAAAAACAAUUGAAGAAAAAUCAGUGAAAUUGUCAAUCCGUUCUUAUUAAUUUCACAGCAAAAAGAUUAUUUAAAACUACUUUUUAAUGAAAGAAAUUGAUGAAAAAAAAAACUCAAGCUGCAGCUUGUUCAAAAACCAAGUAAAACAUGUAAAUAGUGUAAUUAGAAUUAUUACUAUAAUUUUUAAAAAUGAAAGCACGCAGAUUUUUAUUUAUUGAAACAAUUGCUUAUUAUUUUUCUUAUUCUCUUAAAAUUUUGUCCUUCAUGUUUUCCAACAGAAACAAAAAAAAAAUGUAAAUAGCAAUCGAAAUAAAAGUGUUAUGAUUAAAGAAACACACACAACACAUACGUGACCAAACUUUAAUUUAAAGCGACCGUUUUUUUUAAUUGACACAAUUAAUUUGUUUCUUUACUAUUAUGACUUUUUUUUAAACGAGAGAAGCAAAAAACUUUAUCAAAACUAAGACAAAAUGGAUCAAUGUUUUAAAAAAAAUGUAAACAAGUGAACUAAGUUUAAAAAACUUGAAAACGUGGUGGAACGUAAGCGGGAGUGAUGCUAUCAAUUUAGAUUACUACUACUACUACUACUACGACUACUACUAGCCCUAGUAAGCAGUGAGUGACGAGUAAUUCAAGUGAGAUGAAAUUAAAUAAGCAAAAUAUGUGUGUGUGUGAGAGAGAUUCACACCCGAAACUACUGCAGAUGGAAAACAGGUGGCGAAAGAGAAAAAAAAUGUGCAACAGAAAAACAACCCUACACGUGUAAGCAAGAAGGUUUAGAAUUAGAACUAUAGCUGUGUAACAUUUAAAAAAACAAGAACGAAUGCUGAGUGCGAGCGUGAUUCGAGUGAGCGAGAGAGUGCGAGUAAAAAAAACGGAAACAAAUUAAAAUGAGACAUACCAGAAAAAUACACCCUCACACAUACACAGACACACUCACUCACCAAUGCAUGAGCCAGAAGUGAAUAAGAAGAAAAAAUCCAAACAAAAAAAAAGAACAGAACAAAAUCCCUUAUAUAAUUGUAUGGAAAGUAAAUCUAUGAAGAUAAAUAAACAGAGCAAAACACAAGAUAAUAAGAGACAAAGCGUGCAAAAAUAAGAAGAAAAAAAAACAAGUUGUAAUGUGAAGAUGAGAGUAAAACUAGAAACAAAACACCUUUUUUGCGAGAACAGGAAAUUAAACAAACCAACAAACAAACAAAAAAAAUACAGUUGAAUUGAGGAAUGAUUGAAUGAAAUAAAGUAUUAAAUAUUGCUUCAUUGUUGCAAUUAUAAUGAAAAUAAAAA